Molecule: messenger RNA, 741 nt
Organism: Galendromus occidentalis (western predatory mite)
Lineage: Eukaryota; Metazoa; Arthropoda; Arachnida; Mesostigmata; Phytoseiidae
Exons: 1
Coding region: 1-741 (246 amino acids)
Source: RefSeq, a predicted model, not a curated record
AUGGAUGGAACUUUCCGGGUGGUUCCGAGGCUGUUUCUCCAAUUAUACUCCAUUCACGCCUUUUACAAGGGACAGAUGCAAGCCUUGGUCUAUUUCUUACUCCCGGACAAGUCCAAGGCUACCUACAACCGAGUCUUCGCCAUGCUCAAAGAGUAUGCCCUCUCUGUGGGGAAAGUUUUCCAACCCACAACGGUGCAAUUGGACUUCGAAGUGGUUUGCCUCAACGCCAUCCAAGAGAGUUUCCCCGGAGCAGGAGUGAAAGGCUGUAACUUUCACUUCUGUCAGGCUUUGUGGAGGAAAGCACAGGAGCUCGGUUUACAGCCUUACUAUGGGGAUCGAGCUGUGAACAGAUUCCUCAAAUGCGUGGCAGCCCUCAGUUUGGUGCCUCUGGAGGAGAUCGAUGAAGCUUGGCUGCAGAUAGACAGCGACUCUCCGAGUGCAGACCAUCCAGCCUUCCGAGCUCUCGAUCGCUUCAAAACGUACUUCAUAAGCACGUGGUUGGAGAACGAGUCGGUUUUCCCGCGUGUUCUCUGGAACCAUUACAGGAACUUCGGAGCGCGUACAACAAACCAUAUCGAGGGUUGGCAUCACGCCCUCAAUGGUCGCGUCGGGAAACGACACGUUAACCUCUUCGAGAUCGUGUCGCACCUUCAGAAAGAGAGCACGGCAAUAAAGCUCAACGCUUGCUACUCGAUAUGGGCAGAGCUCCGAAGCCUGUUCGGAAGAAGUAUCGAGUUCUGA